CACCGUCGCUGCGACCCUGUCACAUACCGAAAUGUUUUGAUUUCGCAUGGUUAGCAGGGAGACAGAUAUCACCGAGUGUGUGUCAUGAUUUGAUUAUACUCACCAUCUAAAUUGCCAAUCAAGCUCGGGAUAAAUCAUUUUGCGUGCUGAGACUUUCAAAGAACAAGCAAGAUGCCGGUUAUCUGUAACUAACCCGUCUGGAGUAUAAUCUAGAGGAAAACAAAACAAAAAGCAUGAAAGAAACGGAUAAUGUGCGGGUUGCGGUCAGGUGUCGUCCCCUCAAUGAGAAGGAAAUCUCUACAGGAUGUAAAACUAUGGUUAAGGUGGAGUCCGUGAGGGGGACUAUCACGGUCAACCACCCCAACGCCUCCCCGGGAGAACCGCCCAAGAUCUUCACUUUCGACAUCGUGUUUGGCCCCGACUGUAAGCAGCUGGAUGUGUACAAUGAGGUGGCCAGGCCUAUAGUGGACUGCUGCCUUGCAGGGUACAAUGGGACCAUUUUCGCCUAUGGACAAACGGGUACUGGUAAAACAUUCACCAUGGAGGGUGUGAGAUCUGUGCCAGAACUUCGUGGAAUCAUUCCUAACUCUUUUGCACAUAUUUUUGGUGCCAUAGCAAAAGCUGAGGGAGACAUCAGAUUUUUAGUGAGAGUGUCCUACUUGGAGAUCUACAACGAGGAAGUGCGGGACUUGUUGGGGAAAGACCAGGAACACAGACUGGAGGUCAAGGAACGCCCUGAUGUUGGCGUGUACGUGAAAGAUCUUUCAGCUUUCGUAGUGAGCAAUGCAGAUGACAUGGACCGAAUCAUGACCCUCGGCAACAAGAACCGGGUAGUGGGCAGCACCAACAUGAACCAGCACAGCUCCAGGUCUCAUGCUAUCUUCACAGUCACCAUCGAGUGCAGUGAGAAGGGAGCUGAUGGUCAACAACAUGUCCGUGUUGGGAAACUUCACCUGGUUGAUUUAGCAGGCUCUGAGAGACAGUCCAAAACAGGGGCCACUGGUCAGCGCCUGAAGGAAGCUACGAAGAUCAACCUGUCUCUUUCCACACUGGGAAAUGUUAUUUCUGCACUUGUAGAUGGGAAGAGUAGUCACAUCCCCUACAGGAACUCCAAACUGACACGACUACUCCAGGAUUCUCUAGGAGGGAACUCAAAGACUGUCAUGGUUGCCAACAUAGGCCCAGCUGACUACAACUAUGAUGAGAGUAUCAGCUCUCUAAGAUAUGCCAACAGGGCCAAGAACAUCAAGAACAGAGCCAAGAUCAAUGAAGAUCCCAAGGAUGCACUGCUGAGACAGUUCCAGAAGGAGAUUGAAGAACUACGCAAGCAGCUGGAGGAUGGAGUGACAGAUGAGGAGGGGGAAGAUGAGGAGGACUCGGAGGACGAUGACGGAGAGCCUGGCGAGGGAGGAACAAGGCGGAGGCGGAAGAAGAGAGGGGGAGAUGUAGGUGGGAAGAAGCUGUCGAAGGAAAAGAUGGUGGAGAUCCAGGCAAGGAUCGACCAGGACCGCCGGCUGCUGGAGUCAAAGAAAGACAUGGCCGAGGAGGAGAAGAACAAGGUCAAGAUGGACCUGGAGAAGAAAGAGUCGGAGCUCAGGAAAUACCAAGAUGAGCAGGACCAGUUGACCCAGAAGCUGUCAGCCAUCGAGAAGAAGAUCAUUGUUGGUGGGGAAAACCUGCUUGAGAAGGCAGAGGAGCAAGAGCGUCUCCUCGAGGAGAGUGCCCGGGAGCUGGACGAGAGGAAAGAGGCUGAGGACACCCUCCGCAAACAGCUGGAGGAGAAAGAGCAAGAACGCCUGGAUAUCGAGGAGAAGUACUCCAACCUACAGGAGGAGGCACAGGGCAAGUCUCGCAAGCUGAAGAAAGUCUGGACCAUGUUGAUGCAAGCCAAGUCCGAGCUGGCUGACAUGCAGCAGGAACACCAGAGGGAGAUGGAAGGACUCCUGGAAAAUGUCCGCCAACUGAGUCGAGAACUCAAACUUCACAUGACAAUCAUCGACAGCUUCAUACCAGCUGAAUACCAGGAGAUGAUUGAGCAGCACGUCCACUGGAAUGACGACAUCGGCGAGUGGCAGCUGCGCUGUGUGGCCUACACUGGCAACAACAUGAGGAAACAGACACCACAGCCAGAGAAGGAGAAAGAAAAGUUCCAGGAAGUGGACCUGUCCCACGUGUAUCUCGCCUACACAGCCGAGGGAGCCGCGGAGGCCAUGAGACCAAAGACAGCAAGAUCAAAAUCCGGCAGACCCAAAACGGCAAACAGGCCUAAAAGUUCAAAGAAGAAGCGAAAGGAAAACGAACUGGAGACCUUGCUCCAGUGACUAUUGUCAGGGGCAUUCGCCCUGACUGUGUUCAAAGCAGUGUUGCUAUGGGAACAGUUCCAGGAGAAUGCCGUUGCCACAGUGCUGGCACACUAGAGCCGCCAGCCGAAGAGGAGUGAGUGAGUGCAGUACGGCGGAUUCCUGUCAGGGCUAGACGCUGGAAUUCCAUGACAACACAUCUAGCCUGUUUACUGUGAUAUCUUGCUUAUGUCAUGCACCAGUCAUCAAAUCACCAGAUCAUCUUCAUGUUGUCCGAUCUGUUGUGGCAUUUAUCCAUGAGACAAUUUAUUUACUUCUUCUUACUUACAAAUGUAUCUGUCGUCAUGAUAAAUGCCAAGAAUGUUUACAGUCUGCAUCUCGAACCAGUGACUCACUCCAUUAAAUUAUGCUAGCCCAUACAAGGUGGAUAUGCAUCAUGAUACAUGUCAUGAAAUAAUGCUGAAUUUGCAGCGCUGUGAAAUGGGAAAGGUUUAAUGUCUUGUUAGAAUUUGACCUCCGUAGGUGAUUUUUCUAAUGGCUACGACCCAAAGGUUAUUGACAUCAGAGGAUAUCCUACAAUGGUCGUAUUCCACAUAGACUUGGGGAUUCUUUAGGGUAAGGAUCUCAAUAUAGAAGUCUCACCAUUUGUACUGCUGAUCUUGAGGCAGUUGUGUGAAAAAAGCAAAAAUUGCAAAUUGUCUCCCCUUUGUCACCAGGGAUUUCAGACAGUUAAAAGAACAUGCACAAUGCACCUCUGCUCUGAGGCUUUGGUCAUCCGUAUGCCAGUGUAUGGAUCUGGUUUUUAGAAUGUUUCGUACCAAUUGACUGAAAACAAGUCAGGUCUGCUACGCAGGAAUGAGAAAACGAAUUCUAUGAGGUAAAAAGCUCUUUUCCCUAUGUGUGAGUACUGUUGAUGGUUAUGAUGAAACACGUCCUUGGUCUGUGUUGUAAUGCAUACCUGUUGUUUUUAUCAGGGAUUAAGUCUAAUUUUUGUUGACCUUACCUCUUCCAGGAUACAACAUUAUUAAUUUGAUAGCUUAAUACAAUAAAGUGUUGGAAAAAUUCUGAAAAAAAUCUUUCUGUUCAGUAUUCAACAUGUUUUAACAUAAUCUCAGUUGAAAGAUCUGAAAUAGUGUCACGUGAUCUGCAGGGAACUCUCAACUGCACAUUUGAGCAAUAUAAAGCUGUGAGGAGUAUGUGAAGUGUUACCAUGGUUACACAAAGACAGGAACAAUAUGCUUGUCUAAUGUCUUUGUUAUAUAGAUUAAGUUAUCUCACCAGCUGUAACCAUGGGAACCUUUUUUCUCAGAUAUGCUUUAACGGACAAUUAUAUAAACUGAUAAUCCUUGUCUGUACAUUUUGAAAGUGUAACUAGUUAGAGAAAUAGAAUUGUGUGGUGAGAAUAUAUAAUUUGGAAUUGAUAAUUUACCUUUGAUUCAACUGUCUCUAGUAAUAAUGAAAUCCUUUUGUUUUCAUUUUUACAAACUUUGUGAUGACAUGAACAUAUUUUCAUGUUUGUUCGUGUAUUUCUACAACAGCAAUGUCAUGUUUGAACAGAAGAAACAUCACUUUUGAUCAAUUAUUUCAUCAAAAUUAAGAUUCACAUUUCAUGAUGAAAGAAUUUCAAAUAGAUUCUAAUGUCAGAUAAGUGAAGAAAAUAUACAUUGUUUUUCGAUGAAAACUUGAUAAUACAAUAUAAAUUACAAACUUUCAGGCAACAUCAGGAGAACUGAAACAUUUCGUUCUCGGGAAACAUCUGUUGAAAGCUGUAGUUGUAUUCGUUAAUAUAUAAUGUGCUACUCAUAUGCUCAGCAUUUUUAAUUUCUUCCUGAAGCAAGAUGGCAGUUUGUUCCCAAGAUCCAGUGUCUAUUUGCUGUAUUUUGUGUGAUGUUUCUCUUGUUUGAGUUGGAGCUAAGAUGUGUGAUAAUGUACCUAUCCUGUUACUAAGGACUCUAUUUGUAUUUGUUCAUGUUUUACAAGUAUACCAUGUAACGCAUAAUGUGUCAUUCACCCAUUGUCACUUUUUACGUUUGUAUAUAUGUGAAAUCCACUGUAGAUAAUUCAUAAGUUAUUUGUAAGUUAUCGAAAAGAUAAAGAGCAAGAAUCAUA
Messenger RNA from Haliotis rufescens (red abalone), 4409 nucleotides. Its product is annotated as kinesin-like protein KIF3A. Gene Ontology annotation, biological process: microtubule-based movement. The coding region runs from base 234 to 2321 and encodes 695 amino acids. NCBI's taxonomy places the organism in Eukaryota, Metazoa, Mollusca, Gastropoda, Lepetellida, Haliotidae. Gene Ontology annotation, molecular function: microtubule motor activity; ATP binding; microtubule binding. The transcript has 19 exons. The record is from RefSeq and is a predicted model, not a curated record.